CAGGUUCGGCAAAUGAUAGCCUCUUUAUCGAUGCGUUUAUGUAUGAGAGAGCUAUGUUUGUUUUUAACGUGUACCAAAGUGUGUGUGUGUGUGUGUGUGAAGCCGGGCGUACACUGUGUGACUUUUUCACUUUUUUGAGCCGAUUUUCCACUCGUGUGAGAAUCCACGAGCGGGGCGAGUUUUGCGCCGAGCGUCGUGUAGUAUACAGGGGAUUACGAGAGGCGAUUAACACCACGUGACCAGCUACCAAUCAGCCAUCGUGAGCUCGCACAAACUUCUGGCGUGUUUGGAUGUAAAGGAAGAAUGAGGUGUGCUGUAACUUAAAGAGACAAUGUGUAGUUUUUAACCGCUAAUUUCUGGAAAUAUCCAUCAAAAUGUUGUUGAAAAUGAAUGAAAUGAUACCCAGUUGUUGAAAAAUAUUGGCGGCUUUGUAACAUAUAACCAUAAAAAUCAGGUCUAAAAUAUAUGGGGUGGUUCUCAAUGCCAAGGAACCUCGCCUUGAUGCCUUGGCCCCGCUCCAGUUGCCUAGGAGAUAUGUCAUCAGGAACCGCCAAGACGUGUUCCAAUAUUCAUGUUCUACCCAUAGAUAUGUAUGUAUAUAAACAUACAUACAUAUCUAUAUGUUUAUAUACAUUUCUAUGGUUCUACCGAGGGGUGUGAUCUCCAUUUGUUAGCCGUUUAGCUAGCUGAGCAAGGGAGGUGUCUUGUAGCUUAGCCUUGGUCAAAAAUUUCCCAGAAUACACCGUGGUAUUUUCAGAAGGACGGUGGAUCAGAAGCCGGCAGCUACCUCAGGGUUAAAUUUCAAGUUUAAAAGUAAGUCAACUAAUUAAAAAUUUUUCUUAGAUCCAAAGAAGUUAUCUAUGGUUUGUUAGUUGCUCAGUAGUUGCAGCUUUGGUAGCUAGCAGGUAGUAACUCGCUUACAUAUUUAAUUUAACAAAAAUAUACACAAUUUAAAAAGUAAAAGGCUCGUUAUAUAUUUAUAUUGAAACUUAAAAGUAUAAAAUAUAACGUUAUCUCCCAUGUCACGUUACGUGACGUUACGUGACCGUGGCUUCCGCGGUGAUGUAAGUCUGUUCCAUUUAACAGUUUUCUUUGACCAAGGAAGAACAGUGUCCUCAUAAGCAAGGCACCUGGCCUCGCAAGACAUUAUCUCGCAAGGCCAGGCGCCUUGAUGUUGAAAAACACCCGACGUCUCUGGGCGACGCCAUAUUAGAUGCCAUGUUUCCUUCUAUGGGAGCCCAUUUGGACAAAAUGCAUUUACUUAUUUGUAACAAACGGUUUCAAAACUUUCGUCAUUGUUAAACGUUGUUGUUUUACACAUUUACCUCUUCACUUGAUGCCAGUGAUGAAAAGGAGUCUGAUGGGCUCGACACACGGGAGGCUGCAUCGCCUCUCCUCCAGUCAUUUUCAAUGAGACAUGCGCGACAAAGCAAUAAUCGCGGGUCUCCCUCCUACUAAGCGAUACGCGAAAAACGUGCGUGUGAAAUUUUGCGCUCGUGCACGUGUCGUGCACAGGCGACCCAGCGACGCGAUCCCAGAAAGUUGAAAUGUUUUCAACUUUUCAUCGCUGUCGCUCGGACGAGGACCAAUCAACGGAGGUUUCAUUCACUGACCAAUGAGCAGACUGGAUGCUCUUUACAUCUCCGAGCAAACAUGAAGAAGAAGUUGAUUAUUAUUAUGUUUUAUAUAGUAAAAUCAGAAGUAAGACUUCACAUAACUCUAGCAGCACCUUGUGAAACAUCAUAUCUACCACUUUUUUUAACUCUGAACCGCUUAAAUAACCUUAAUUCCCUCCAACCUGACACAGCCAAACAAAACAACGGAAGUUUCGAUUUCGCCAUGGAACAGAACGCGUAGACGGCUUUGCCGCUGGCCGCGGAUCGCCUCCCGUGUGUCAGGUAAUAAAAGCGACAGCGAUGAAUUUCGCUGAUUACGGUCGUUUGUCGCCUCCAGUGUGUCGAGUCCCUGAUGUGUUUGUUAUUUUGCUAAAUUUUGCACUCCCCAGGGUUUUUUGACUCUAAUGGGCAUCUGUUGGUAAGGUCUUACGCCAACCCAAAAAUGCUGCUUGCUUGCAACGAUUUAGGUAUCUGCUGCUCCCUAACGCCAGAAAAAAUACACACCGUCUCUUUAAGAGACAUGGAAGACAUGGGAAUCAUAGAUGGAGUGUUGGAGAGAGUGGAAAAUAUUCCGGUACGUAGAUUUGUGCUUUGGGGUGUGUGCGUUCACUUCAGUAAAUCUAUAGAUCAAAUACCUGGUUUACGUUUUAGGUGAAACCACUGAAAAAACAAAACAAAACACGUAGUUCUGAUUUAAAAUAAAGAAAACUUGAACAAUUAUGUGUCUUCACUCUGAUGAAGACUAGGGUUGUCGUGGUAUGAAAAUUUAGCUUCACGGUUAUUGGGACCAAAAUUAUCACGGUUUUCGGUAUUAUCGUGGUAUUUUUUUAAACGUGUUACAUUUUCAGACAACUAAAUAAACCCUGUACAUCAGGAAAAUAUUGUCCUCCGUUUGUGUCUAAAUUUAGCCUAAAAUGUGUUAUUUUGUAAUUAUGUUGUUUAUUUGUUUACAUUUUUCCCCUUUAGUCUUUAAAAUACCAAUAUUUGCCCAUAACUUCUUAAUUUUUGUCUGUUUGAUGUCAUCAUUUAAAAAUAUUAGAUCAGAUGAUACUCAGUACUCCAGUAGCCUUCUAAUCAGAUACUUUUUUUUACCCUUACUUGAGUAAUAAACCCUAUAUCAGGAAAAUAUUGUCCUCGGUUUGUGUCCUUCCAGCGAGCUUUGCAGAUUUGGGAAGAUGUCAUCAGGCAGUAAUCAUUGUUAAAUUCAUAAUUAUUCUCGCAGAGAGACCAACUCUUAUCUGCCCCUGGGAGCCCCGUAAUGCAUAGCGUCAUUUCAACAUGGCGGUGUCCGAGACACGGUUUAUAUGCAGGUAGCGGCGCUGCGGCUGCUUUAUAUAGCCACUCGUUGCAUUCUUCCUCAACCCAAAUCCUCGGAUCACGCAUUUUAGCUAAAACGCUAACGUUAGCUUGCCUUGCGUUGACUGUAGAGUUGUGGGUGAUGGUCACGCAGAUGUGUCAUGAGAUUUGAAGCGUUGCUGCCUUUCACAGACACUUUCUGCACGUGCUGCAAACAGGAUAGUCGUCUUCUAUAAACUCCCUCGGCAUUCUUCAAAUAUCUGUAAGAUGCUCGUACUUCCCACUUUGUCUUCUUUGAGGGAUUAUAAAUGUCCUCCUGAGCGCUGCCGUCUCCUCCUUUGACCAUUAUUUCAGCUUUAGCUUCAAGAAAGUUUUGGUUGUAAACAACAAAGCGCGCAUGUGCCGCAACUUCAGCAGAUGAUACGGUGGCUGGUAAGGGUCACCGCGCCUACACCGCAGCCACGGUAAUCCACCGAGAUAAUAUAGUUUUUUAAAAACAAGACGGUUAUUAUUAAUCUCAACUUUUUUACUGGGGUUUAACGCUACACCGGUUACCGUGACGACCCUAAUGAAGACACAUACGGUGUUGAAACGUUACCUUCUUUUCCUUGCACACACAAAACCCUUUGGACUCACCUGAGUACUCUAGCCUUCGUGCUUUUAAUUAAUAUUAAUAACUUCAACUUUUAUUGAUCCCCUUGGGGGAAAUGAUUUGUCUGCAUUCGAUCCAGCUCAGUGUCUUUGUGGUAUGAGUGUCCAAGCUGAGACUGGGAGAUCGUGUGUUCAAAUCUACAGUUGGGUCAUACCAAAGACCCUAAAAUGGGACCCAAUGCCUCCCUGCUUCGCACUCCGCAUUAAAGGGAUUUAUCUGGGGUUAAACCACCAAAUAGUUCCUGAGUGCGACCGUGUCUGCAGCUCAGCGCUCCUCCAGGGGAUGGGCCAAAUGCGGAGAACAUAUUUCACCUGUGUGUGACCCUGAUGACUAGCGGGACUUUAACUUUGACUUUAACUUCAUCUCUGAGAUUAGAUUAGAUUAGAUAUCCUUUACUGUCAUUAAAUGAUUGCACAUUCAACGAAAUUUCCUAGAGCUCCACAUUAGGCAUCCGCUAAAAAUACUAAGAAAAAUAGCUAAAACAAGUACAAUAUGCACCAUGCAUAGAAGUGGGCUGCCGUUUAUAUGACACAUGGAGGACAACUUCAAGGUUCAGCACUGCCCAAAGACACUUGGACACGUGGUCUAGAGGUCUGGGAUCAAACCACACACCUUCUGAUCAGUGGUCAACUGAUCUCCCCGCCUGCAGUAGCCCAUGUUUGUUUUACGUAGAAAUCUGGUUUGUUAUAGAAGAUGUUUUCCCUUUUCACCUGGGAUGAAUGUUAUUUUGAGUGAUCUUUCUUUCUUUCUUUCUUUCUUUCUUUCUUUCUUUCUUUCUUUCUUUCUUUCUUUUGCAGUUACCUGAAGCGUUUCAAGGUCAUGAAAAUCAAGGUCCUGCGUUCGUGGUGCCGGCAGAUCCUUAAAGGCCUUCACUUCUUACACACCAGGGCGCCACCCAUUAUUCACAGAGACCUGAAAUGUGACAACAUCUUCAUCACGGGGCCCACCGGCUCAGUGAAGAUAGGAGAUCUGGGCUUGGCCACGCUGAAGAGGGCCUCGUUUGCCAAAAGUGUCAUAGGCACCCCUGAGUUUAUGGCUCCAGAGAUGUAUGAGGAGAAGUACGACGAGUUGGUAGAUGUCUAUGCUUUUGGGAUGUGCAUGCUGGAGAUGGCUACCUCUGAGUAUCCCUACUCGGAAUGUCAAAACGCCGCCCAGAUCUACAGACGAGUCACGAGUGGAGUAAAGCCAGCCAGUUUUGACAAGGUGGCCAUUCCUGAGGUGAAGGAAAUUAUAGAGGGCUGCAUCAGAACAAACAAAGAUGAGAGGUAUGCCAUCAAGACUCUGCUGAACCACGCAUUCUUCCAGGAAGAGACGGGGGUCAGGGUGGAACUUGCAGAGGAGGACGAUGGGGAAAUGAUCGCUAUCAAACUGUGGCUCAGAAUAGAAGAUGUGAAGAAGCUGAAAGGUAAAUAUAAAGACAACGAAGCCAUCGAGUUCUCCUUUGACCUCAACAAGGACGUUCCUGAAGAUGUGGCGCAGGAAAUGGUGGAGUCUGGCUAUGUUGCUGAAGCGGACCACAAGACCAUGGCCAAGGCCAUCAAGGACCGCGUGUCUCUGAUCCUAAAGAAGAGAGAGCAGAGGCAGCUGGUGCGGGAGGAGCAGGAGAAACGGAAACUAGAGGCAGAACAGAAGCAGAAACAAGAGACAUUCAAAGCUUCUCAGUCUCAGUCAAAAGCAGAGGAGCCGGAGCCGGAGCAGCACCUGAUCCACCACCAGCAGACCAGCGUUUCUCACACAUCUGAAGGGGGCGUGGACAGCGGACAGGGCUCCUUGGUUUUCUCCUCGGACUCCCCCCACCUGGGUCAGCUGACCAUGUCUUACAGCUGUCCCCCCUCCUCCCAGCCCCCUUCCCAACCCCAGACCCCUUAUCCCCCAACUCCCGCUUCUGCGUCGCAGCAACACCCAGGGUUUUCCCAGCCGCCGCCGCAGCCGAUGCAGCAUUCAGUGCCACACCCCUUCAGUGGAGGAGCAAGCUCAGGUGGAGGAGGCACAGGAGGGAGCAUCCCUCACCCAACCCAUCCAGAACCUCCAACUAUUUUCUUCCCUCCCAUUCCUGAGCGCCCCAUUUCCUUCUCGCCUCCUCCCACUGGGCCUCCAAAGGGCUACAACACCCAGAGACGCAAGAGCACCUCCAUUCUCGAAGCGCAUACCCGACACUUCCAGCCUGCCUACCCUCGCUACGGGAGCAACCUUCACCCCUUGGCGGGGAUGGACUGUGCUGAGACUCCUCCUCUCUUUAUGCUCAACCCCAGCUUUGCAGCAGCAGCUCAGAGACUCGGCGCUGGGGAACCUCUGCAUCUACCAGGACAGUCUGAUCCAAGUCUGUAUGGGUAUAAAGACAUGAGGGCUGAACACGAGGAGGCAGUUAGGCGAUUAAGUCUGAAUCAAGCUGCCUUAUUGGACCAUUAUGAAGCGAUGGCGUAUGGAGGAUAUCCCAUGACUGCUCAUCAGCUUGGCCAGUUGAGUUUCCACCAUCAGAGGCAGGCAGCAGCAGCUGCUGGUUUGGGCUUUGACUCUGGUCCUCCUCCUCAACCAGGAUUCUUGCACCCCCACAUUCUGCAAAGAAUGAGCGCACACAGUCCAAUACCUCCAUCCUUCACACCCAUGACUGCAGCAACAGGUGGCUCUGUUUCAUCAUCAUCUGAAGGAUGCUACCCACCACAGCAUGCUUCCUCCUCUUCCUUCCCCAUUUCUGCACCUCCAGUUAUAGCGGAUGCUCCUCCACCUACUGGAAGUGUCUUUGAGUUCCAUCUAGCUGCUGCAGCUGCAGCCGCCGCUGGGGACCCUAGCCUCCUGGCAUCCAGACUUUACCGAGCCAGAAGGAGCUCCAUGGACCUCCCCCUGGAGGACAGCUCUGGGACAGGGUCUGGUGGUUCCGGAUCAUACAGUCGUCUCCAGCCAGUGACAGAGGAGCUGUACGCAUAUGUUAGUCCAGAGCUCCCAUUACCACCUGGAAACCUUCUUCUUCACCACGCUGUUGGAACCUUGAAGGACAAAAGUCCCGAACCAUCAAGUGACUCUCUGGCUUCCUCUGAUGCCGGAGAGUUCCAGUCACCCCCUCCUCCACCUCUUCCCCCUCCUUUUGACUCCUCAGCAGCUCAGUCCAUCCCUCGCUCUUCAUCCACUUCACAUUAUGAUUCGUCAGGCGGAGUACUUCAUGGGGAUCCCCAGGGACAUCCGCUGUCGGUGCAGCACUUUUUUCCCCCCACCCCGUCGUCCGAGCUCCCACUUGGGAGCGCUACAUCGACUCAGCUGGAGUCUCUGAUGCGGAGUGCCUGGCCUCGGCACGGAGGGGUGAUACCAGCCCAACCUGACAUGACGUACCAUGAGUCAUUGCUGGCCAUGCAGGCUGCUAACCCCCCUCUGCAGCCGGUCCAGGUCCAGGUCCAGGUCCCCACCCCACAGCCUGGCCCCAGACCCCCUCUGGUCCCAGUCACGACCCAGUCUGAUCUCCCUGGGACAUCACAGCAGGUUGUGUCAUCUAGUCAGAGUGGUACAUCUCUGCAGAGCCCCACACACACCCCUCUCCCACAGGCAACCGCACAGCCCAGUUUAACCCCAACGACCUCUACCAUUCCCCUGGUGACCCUCCCUUCUCCAUUGCCUGUUCCCAUGGCCGUACCGAAAGCCGUCGUGGCCUCCCCUCCCUCUACUCUGCCAGUCCCUGUUGGGGUGGUACCUUCAGUUGUUUCCUCUCCUCUUCCUCCUCUUGUACCCACACCUGUACCUCAGCCUUUGGCCACUGUGGUGCCAGUCAUCAAUGUGGUCUCCGCCCCACCUGAUACUCCCAUGGAAGCCCUUCCCAAGUCAGCCUCUCAGUCUGCAGAGCUGUCGCAGGGCCAGCUACAGCCGCCUCAGGUUCUCUCAUCCAUAGAAAGCGGCCACUCCGAGACAUCGGGCCUGAGUGACGGCAACGAGGGAGGAGGCGGCCGUCACGAAGGGCGCUCCACCAAACGACAUCAGAGGCGUUCUGUGAGAAGUCGAUCGCGCCAUGAGAAGACAUCAAAGGCCAAACUCCACGUCCUCAGUAUCUCCAACCGAGGCGACAGGGUAGCAGAGUGUCAGCUGGAGACGCACAACAGGAAGAUGGUAACGUUUAGAUUUGAUCUGGAUGGAGACAACCCUGAGGAGAUUGCACAGAUCAUGGUGGAGAGUGAGUUUAUUCUGGAGAGUGAGCGGGAGUCCUUCAUUGAGCAGGUCAGAGAAGUAAUCAAGAAUGCUGAUGAGAAGGGUUUGGAAAGAGAUGCUAAUAGUCAGAUGGUGGGCAGCUCAGAGCAGCACAUUCCUGUGAUGUCUACCCCAAUGCCCGACAUCCCUCCCAGUGCAACAGCACAAGUGGUUCAUUCAGCUGGUCGCAGAUUCAUUGUUAGUCCCGUACCUGAAGACAGGCUGAAGGAACAAACGAUUCCACCCUCACUUUCUCUUGCAUCUCAUGUUGAAGCAGUUCGUCCAGCUCAGCCUCAGACUUCAGACCAGGUGUUGGGGCUGUCCCAGUCUGCAGGAACAAUCACCUUACAGCAAGCCUUCUCUGAGCUCAGACAGAACAAAAAUCAGUUUGACGCGGGUCCCAGCACGGCUCCAGCCUCCAUCCACUCCACCCUUCCUCCCUUCCACCCUGCAGCAGCAGCAGCAGUCCCCUCUCUUAGCAGCACAGUGACUCCCACUGUGGAUGCAGCUGAUGGGAUUUUAAAUUUAAGUCAGACCAAGGAGCAGAUCCUGGAAACCUCUCCUCCACCCUUUUCCAUAUCCUCCGCCCCCUCCUCUGUCCCUCCUGUCUGUCUCACUCCACCUUUCUCCUCAUCUCCUCCCCCUACCUUGAUACACCAGACCACCUCUCAGUCGCAGGCUCUUUCCCAGCCGAUGAUGCAGGCCGUGUCCCAACCACCAGCACAGAUUCAGCCUCAGGCUUACACCCAGUCUCAAACACUUCCUGCUGUCACCGCCACAUCAGUACCUUCAACUUUACCAACAGCCAACAUCGCUAGCAUUCCCCCGACAGCUCUCACCUCUCCUCCCCCCAGCCAACCUCCUCCCGUCGUAUCCUCACCUCCUUCUUCCAUCCUUUCAGCCGGUGAAGUCUCGUCAGAUCACCCCUCAGCCUCUCCGACUUCCUCCCUGAUAUUUUCCCUCUCCCCCCCUCCCGUUAUUCCCACCACCGCCAUCCCUGGUCCCCAGUUUACACCCUCGACCCCUUCCCAAACCACUCCUCUUCCCUGCCCUCCCACCUUUGUGGGGCUCCAGCCGGUGACCUCAAAUGUUCCUCUGGUCCAACCGACUUCGGUCCACUCCCAGCCACAGACAGCAGCCCUGCCGGGACAGACACACCAGACACACUGUGUAGACUGUGACACAAGGAGCGACGCCUCCGAGUCCAUAAUCAAACCGGAUGACAUUCAGGCUCUGGAUAAGAAGCUGCGCUCUCUCUUCAUGGAUCUUGGUGUAGGGGUGCCAUCCACCCAGGGAGACAUUCCAGCUGCCGAUCUGGUCUCUGGAGCUCCUGUGACGGGUCCCACGUCCCCCAUAGGCACCUGCUCUGCCUCCAUCACGGCCGUCACAACUCCCGGUCCUCAGCCCCCCUCCAGCCUGACGCUGGGGUCAGCUGCACCAAUUCAGGGUCCUGGGAUGCCGAUAUCCACCCCUGCACAACCCAUUAUCCCGGCCUCGCCUUUGGUUCAAACGACUCCAUCAAAAACUCCCUUAUCCAGGACAUCAGCCUCUUCUCCUCCUUCAGAACUCCUGACAUCUUUUCCUGGAGCUUCUCUAACACAGUCCCAGCAGCCUCUGGAGGACCUGGAUGCCCAGCUGAGGAGAGCUCUGAGCCCAGAAACUGUCCCUGCACCUCUCAGCAGCAUACCUGCUGUAGGACAGACAGAAGAAGACAAACUAUCUCCCACUGUUCCUCCUCCCGCCUGUGGAAUUAAAUUAGGAAGGUUUCAGGUCUCGUUAGCUACUGAGGAGCCUGCCGUCCUCCGCCCAUCCCGCACUGAAUCGUCGUCCUCCACCUCCUCCUCCUCCAGCCUUUCCAGCCCGGAGAACACUUUGCACAAAGACUCCUCGUCUCCUCUGAGAGGGGGAGGAGAUCAAGAUGUUGUGGAUGGACUCUCACAAAAAACUCCAACAAAAUCCCAACAUGCCUCCCCCAAACCCACCACCACCAUUGGUCGUUUUCAGGUCACCACCAACCCCGAGUCUCGCGUUGGAAGGUUCUCGGUAAGUCUCGCCCCGGAGAGUCUCGACCCGAAUCCUCCUCCCGCCGUCCAGAUCGUUAACGGACCCAGCGGCCUCGGCCAAGUUGUGUCACCCGACUCGACCCAGAAGGCCUCUCUGCCAAGUCUGAACAACAACUCCUUCAAUAACUCCUACGUCAGCAGUGACAACGACUCGGAGUUUGAAGAUGACGAGGACUUCAAACAGGAAGUCAGUCGCCUCAGAGAAAAGCACAUGCGUGAAAUUCAGGCCCUUCAUACCCGCCAGAAAGAGGAAAUAGAUCAUCUGUUUACACGGCUGGGAAAGGCUCCUCCAGCAGCAGCGCUCCCUUCACUCAUCCCGCUGGCCGGCAGGAGGCGCAGACCGACCAAAAGCAAGUCUUCAAAAUCGUCCAAAGCCAGCUCCGUGCACGGCAGCAAGAGUCCGUUACAGCCAGGCAGUACUUUAUCCGCCCAGAGCGUCCCAGUCGUGUACCCCGGCCAGCUGCUUCCGCUGGCCCCCGGAGGUCUAGCUGAUUCAGGCAGCAGCACCGUGCUCCAGCCCUUCAAACCCUCUCCGUCCGGUGACAACCUGUGUUCGGCCUACACCAGCGAGGCGGCCCUGUCUGUACCCAGCCUGUACGCUCAGACCCCAGGCUGUGUAAAGUUCAGCUGGGGUUCCGAGCGUUUGGCCUUCAAGCCUGGCGGCAGGAGGACGCGCUUUCUGAGUACGCCCUGCUUGGCUCUUUGGAAGAUGGUGAAAAAAGUCUGCCCCUGCAACCAGCUUUGUAGGACAAACAGCACCAACGCGGUGAGCGGAUCAGGUGGUCUGGAUCACAGCCAGGGGGGCUCUCAGUGUCUGGCGCCUAACUUGCCAGCCCCCCACCAGAGGAAGGGGACCUUCACUGACGACCUCCAUAAACUGGUGGAUAACUGGGCCAGAGACGCCAUGAGCCUGUCCCAGGGUAAAAGGAGCGCCAAACAGCAGCAACAGGUGCAGACACAAGGACACAGCUAUGAGGUCACCCAGUCUGCCAUUCUGGGCAGGAAGUUCUCGGCCCCCAGCCACCUCUGUCCCAGCAGCAUGGGAGGAUCCACCCAUCUCCCUGCAAACCCCACCAGCGUCUCCUCCCUGGCUGCCCGCAAGAGCUCCCUGUGCCAUCCUCCUGUCUCCUCCACUCCACCCCAACUCCAACCCGCCCAGUUUAUCUCCUACCCGCCCUCCGCUGCCUACACUGCACAGUGGUGUGGUCCAGCUCACAGCAUGUCCGCCCCACAGCAGACAGCGGCACAGCCUCUGCUGGUCAGCACCUCCCAGCCUCUGGGUCCUUACCCUACGUCACAGGGACAAAUACCAGGACAGGGUCCUCUCCAGGCGUUCCACCUUCCCAACACUCUGCAGAAGUCUGUGAGCAACCCGGGAGGGCCCAACGUGAGGACCACAUAGGGCUUGGUCUGAGGGCUGCUGUAGAUGGCAGCCCGGCUGGACAGAUGUGAGGUGGAAAGUUCUGAAACUGGAGGAGGAAACGGACAAAUUAAAUGCACUGGAGGGGAGAAAUCCGGAGAAAUGAAUGAAUCUGGUCACAUUUACCUCCCUUUUCUUUUCACACAGUCCUGCUCUGGCCGGGUGGCAGCCAACCAAAGGAUCAAAGCAAAAGUGUCUCGAUGCAGUGUUCAAAGGAAAAAAGGUUCUGGCACAGAGCGGGCCGACGGUGUGUUUGUUUAGGCUUUUAUGUCUGGGUCGCACUUGUUCCUGGUCAUGUCUGAUGUGAUGAGUCAGCAUACGUCAUGCUAGUUGGAGUCAGGGCUUACAGAAGUUACCGUAUCGAUCCGGCCCACAUUUAGAGGAGCCAGGGAGGAUUGCUGCUUUUUCAUCAGGAAGCUGAUGUGAGUGGAGAGAGCUGGAUCACAUAUCAAAGAGGCUCCAGUUGGGAGAGCUUUUGACAGCAGAUGAGUGCAGAAUAAACAUAUCCUCAUGAUUAAAAGCACAAAACGCACCAAGAUCUUCUCAAACAAAAGCAUAAGGAGACCGCACGUAACCCAGCACUUUGUCUCAGUAAAGAACGGGUGGAGACAGACCGAUCGGAUCAAACCUCGUGUGUUUCACUCUCUCUCUCGCUCUCUCUCUCUCUCUGAUCGCUCGCUUCACCACCACAACUACACCUCCUCCUCCGUCCCUCAUCACCUCUCAACAUUUGAAGCAAUAACAGCGUUGACCUUUGAAAAGAAAAACCCAGACAUGAGAGACCUCGGUGUAAAAAACAUAAAAGAAGAAGUGGCCUUGUUAUCAGAAUAAUAUCAGAGUCCUUGUACAGUUUGUGUCUGUUUAUUUUUUCAAAUGUCAGUUCUGAUGAUUCCAUUUUGUUGUUUACUCUGCUUUUGUUGGGUUUGUUUUGCUCGCUGCCCUCAGCUAGCAACCUCUAACACACACACACACACACACACACACACGGUAGGAGGCGAAGCAGCAGGUGGAGUAACUCAAGCAGCGCCUGGUUUCUUACUGUUACUAGUUUCAACGUUUGGGUUGAAAUCAUGUACAUUAAUAUUGUUAAUGAUUAUUGUUCUAUUUAAAAGAAACGGAAACAAAAGCCGCGUUCUGUCAACGGACCUGUUAAAUGUGCACAUCGCUGUACGAUGUGGAGACACUGUGAUUAUUAUUAUUAGCUUAAUGUUGUUGGACAACAUCAGUUUUAGGGUGUUGUGUCACAAAAAUGAAAGCAUUCAGUUUCGGGGUCCCUUUUAACUUUCAGUUCAGUGGCUUUUCCAAAUGAAAAUGUGAAAGCUGACUUCCUGUGUUCUCGGUAAUCGCCCUCUCGUCCACGUAUGACCAACACAAAGCCUUAGCAGCAGCCACCGCCCUCUGAACUGGUGGGACUGGAAGUGGACAGGGACCCCACACCGGCGUGAAUGGCAGGAUCGCUGACAUUUAGAUGAUGAAAUAAUGCUAGCUAUGUUUUCCUUUUUAAUACAGUACUUGUAUAUCAGACACUUUAAACCCUCCCGCUCCCUUUCUGUCCUGUUUUUGUUGGAUGAAUGUGAAUGUAUAAACCAGUGGUGUCCGUUAUAACGUACUUGAAACAAAAAGGUUUUAUUUUCUCACGCUCUCUCGUUUCUUGCCCUCUUUUUAGAGCCUCUGGUGAAAACGGAGGAACUUACAGUGCCUUGCAUCCUUCCUGUUGCUUGGAUUGAAGUUUGCCGAAUGUGUCGGGAUUUGUUUUCCUCAUUUUUUUACAACAGACUGGUUUGUUGGUUUGGAAUCGGUGGGGAUGAUUGGUAAGCUGCAGGAGCUUUGGCGUGUUUGAUGUUUCUGAUGGUCACCAAAUCCACCCUCACUCCGCUGCCGUUCAAACCAAGAUGGCUGCUUGUUGUUGGCGUUUUGUGGCGCUGCCUCGGUCAUUAGAGCGUGGAGUUUGAAGCUUGGACCACUCUGUACUUACCAGGCCUGCGCCUGCAGGUGCAGCAUGCGUUUUCUUACAUUUUCAAGAUGAAUGCAAACUUUUUUUUUUUACCAACUUUUUCCGUCUGGUGUGUGUUUGACUCAAAGCAAGUCAUUUUAAUCUUCUAAAUCAAAAAUUCGAACUUAAACUGUUCUGAUGUGUCUUUGGUUUUGUAAAGAUCCAGGAAGUCUGUAAAAUUAGUGGUUGAGUGCACAAUUUUUGUUCAGUAAAAAAGUGAACAUAAAUCUUAAAUAAGCCACUCCGUUUUAUAAUGGGAAUACAAACUAUUUAAGCACACUUUAUACACAGAAAUGGUUUAAAAUCUGUCUGAUAAUACUGCUUUCAUUAAAAAAAAUAAUAUCGAGUCAACUAUUGGGUCUGCCAGCUGUUUGUGAAUGUUUUUAUCCCACUCAUGAAUAUAUAUUUUAAAUGACAGCAUUGGGAGAUUUUAGUCACAAUAAUGACUAAAACUUAAAUGGAUAUGUGAAAGUGACGGGGUGGUGCUGUUGGUGGUAGGACAUGUUGUAACUGGUGGUUUACUGGGGUUACUGGUGGUGAAAGGGGAGGAAAUAAGUGAAUUUAGACCCCUUAUAGACUUAUAUUGUUUUUUUUACAGAGUUGAUUUACUUUAAUGGUUUUUUCAUCAUAAUCAUUUAGAAAAAUUGUCAGAACUCAGUUUGACAUACUUUGUUGUUCUUUCUUACAAACAACAUUUUUACUACUGGACAGGUUUGGUUGAAGCUGUGAAUAAUUAUUGAGCCACUUUGAGUUUAGCUCUGAGUUUCAGUAUUUCUCCUAAACGAUUCCAACAUACUGCCAUUUUUCUUCUUAAAGGAAAAGUGUUGAAAUAAACUUUAUUGACCUGAUUUAUUCAACAAAGCUGCUUUAGUUGCCACAUUUAGAUUCUCACAGACCGCUUUAGGUGUGUCUCCACUUGAUGACAUCAGCGAGAGAAAUCUCUGUGCAAUAAUUGCAAUGCAGUCAUUUUAAAGCGACCAUAAAUGAGAUCCCUGCUCAUGGUUCGGCGUUUGGCCCUAAUCUGUGGAGUUUAUUCUAGAAAACUACCAGUAGGUGGAGUUCUCGUUCAGUUUUAGAGGUUCACUUUAGGACUCAUUUAAAUAAAGCCUUUUGAUGCACCGAUAGGUUUUCACAAGCACACGUUAUUGUACAGGAACCGAUUACGUGUGUCUUGUUUAUUUUUGUUUGUUUGUUUCUCCCUCCUGUGGAAUGUUUAAUCCUCCAUCAGCUUCACCAGGCCUUUCUGAUGUUUUAUUACUCAUUUUAAAUCUCACUUGUUUUAUGCGCCGUUUAAAAAGCCUCUAAAAAAGUAGGAUUUAGUUGUUUUCUUUGGAUCGUGUUGAACGUUGUAGAAAAACCUUUGCAUGAAUGAGAGAAAACAACAAAAUGACAUUUGGAGUCACUGGCAGCCUUUGACGGUAUGUUUUGCACUAAGUGUAGAGUGUUCAAGCUUCAUGCUAAACAACAACAUUGCGCUACAAUACGAUGACAUUUGUUUCUUUAUUUGUUCAAAUAAAAUAAAAGAAUCUGAGAUGAGA
Molecule: messenger RNA, 14745 nt
Organism: Nothobranchius furzeri (turquoise killifish)
Lineage: Eukaryota; Metazoa; Chordata; Actinopteri; Cyprinodontiformes; Nothobranchiidae
Source: RefSeq, a predicted model, not a curated record